Plodia interpunctella (Indianmeal moth) is the source of this 4076-nucleotide messenger RNA. RefSeq lists its product as uncharacterized. Bases 97 to 1185 code for a protein of 362 amino acids. The record is from RefSeq and is a predicted model, not a curated record. Lineage: Eukaryota; Metazoa; Arthropoda; Insecta; Lepidoptera; Pyralidae. The transcript has 6 exons.
AUGUUUUGACAACUCCUAGUUUCAUUCUAGCUAUAUUUUUUUAUAUUAUCAAUCUUUUUUAUAUUAAUUUUGCUAAGAUCUUUUAAAUCCAAAAUCAUGGCCGAAGAACCAAAGCCGUGCAAGCCGUUGGUUUUAAACAACCUUUUGAUCCAGAAUGUGAACACAUGGGGUAAUGUGCAGUAUAAUAUUCCCCUGAGGUUGUCCGCCAAUGAGACGCGCACAGGAACCAGUAUUGCUCUCAGGCAUAUACCACCGAUUCCUCACGCGAUGGAUUGUAAAAUCGACGAGCCGCUUCCCAAAAGAGUGACAGGUCGCGACAUGGUCACAGAAAAGGAGACGUAUAGAACUACCACAGGGGAGUACUGUGUCAAACCAAACCCGAAUAAGGCUAUGGAGAGGUCGGACUGUGCCAUCAACUGCAGGAGAGUCAGCUUCAUGACUGGAGUAGAGAAACGGCUGCAAGCAAAGAGCAUAGUGCAGCCGACAAUUAUGUCCGAAAUGAAGUCAAGCUUUCAAGGGGCGCAGAGACCGGCCAUGGCCCCGCAAGACAUCAUAAUCAAAGCGCCCGAUCCAGAAUUUAUAUUUGAUGUCGUAGCAUCCGGAAGGAAUGAAGCCACAGCAAUAACGGACAGCGAUUUGGGUUUCCAACGGCUGCUAGACCCUUACGUGUCCACCUACAGGUUCUAUCACAAGCCCUUCACUACUGAAGACCAAUAUGGAAUCGCGGCGAAGGACCAUAUCACUUUCUACUCAGAGUUUGACGUGCCGAAGGUCAGAGGAUUCGGUCCUCAACACAAGGAGAUUUGGAUGCCUCAACUGUCCAAAGUCCACAGAAAUGUCUACGACAGGAUCCACGUGAAGAAAGAGGCUAAGGAAGUCGCAGCUUGUCAUAACCCCGUAAAUAAUAUCAAGGGGGUAUUCAUAUCUGAAACGAAGAGAAAAUACAAGUUGCCUUUCGCUCUUUCGCCCAACGCUUCCUGGACUCACGGAGAGGACUUCCACCUAGCGCCCUUCCCACCCAAUCCCUGGCAGACCAACAUUGCGCCUUUUAUGUACUGCAGCGACUACUGCCAUAUCGCCCAAGGUACCAGGCCGAGCACUGUCAUCGACCAGAUGGUGCACGAGCUACCCCCGAGACCAGAAUCUAAUAGGAGAUAUAUCGUGUCACGGGAUUAUGGUCCGUAACAAUAAAAUUAUACUAACAUCAAUUUAUUUUUAUUCUAUCGCUUUUGCUUUUUUCUCUCUUAGCUUGAGAUAUUUAUUUUGCUUCUACUAGCUAAAGAUACUUUUGGAAUCAUCGGCUUACAUUGGCUUGCAAAGGAACUGUAGCACGGCACACUAUGGUUUUCUUGAAAAUACUUGUCAGGUAAAAACAAUAAAUUAUACACCUGAACCUUCCUCAGCAAUAGCAUCAGGCAGUAGUACUUUUGAGUAUAUCGUGAACAGAUAGACAAACGCGAGGACUUCCAGGAUUAAAUGUUUCAUCAAAAGCAGUUGUUCUAGAGAUAUACCACAAUAGAAUAGGAACAGUUCAUAUCCUCCUGUAUAUUUCGUACGAGGCGACUAAUGGAUAUAAAACUUUUGAAAUUGGCAAGUGCAAGUCUGCAUCAAAAUCAUUAUUAAAGAGGAGACAUCUGACCGGCGGCCUGUCAUAAGAACCUCAUGGCUUUAUCGCCUUGAAGCCCGGGAUUGGCUAAAAACAUUCAGAAAAACACAGCCUUAUUAUUUUGGUCUUUAUUGAUAAAAUAUUGGCAUCUAUUGAUUCGAUUCUUUCUGGAAAUUCUAAUUGUUUGUAUCCCCGGACUUCGAUUUGCUGUUAAAACCCUGUGAAAGAAAAGCAAUACAAAAUAAAAUAUAAACAAUUCGAUGGGUGUAUAAAAAAAUGUCAAGGAGGAUAUCUAUGCGUGUCAAUGGUUUGACUAAGUUCUUAGGAUGCUAAAUCCCGUGUUGUGUUCAUUCUCGUGUGAAGUGGAGAAUACAAAGUAGCAAAGCAGAUUCUGAACUCUGACGCUUAACAGCUAAAGUGGGAAAACAGACAUGAUAAUGAGAAAGAAAAUUUACGAAAUACUAAACUUUUUACGAUAUUUUCACUAUACUGAGUGGGUUGCAAAGGUCAGUUUCUAUGCUCCCUGAGGGAUUACUAACGAUAAGAUCAAGACGACGAAGAGUCUUUUGGCCAUCAGUGGACAACGGCCAAAUAAACUAUUAAUCAAUUAUCUCACCUGUGGCCUAGAAACGAAACAUUCCUUGCAACUUGGUCUCCAUUCGCACUCACAUUUCACGUUCUGAAAUUAAAUAGGUACCUAUUAAAUUUAUUGUGUGCGCAGAGGGACUUUGCUAUUUACAUCACCGCCGAGUCGAAACGCAGCUAAUCAAUCACAGAGCGCCAUAUGAUAACCACACUGCAAUAUGAUUAGUUUGCUGUCUCACUGCGAAUCGACUCGAUGGUGAGAUAUUAUUAACUAGAUACAGCCUGCUAUAUCUACUUAGAUGUAACUAAUUGAGACCGGUUUCAUAAAACAUAAACCUAGGUCUAGCUGCACUGCGUUAUUUUGUGCUGUUGUUGUUGUUUUAUAUGGGAAAUAAAGAUAUUUUGUAUUACGUGCAUAAAAAAAAUCUUACUUUUUUAGAUUUAUGAAUUGAUUUAGCGCUGCUACAAGAUUUAACCUGUAAUAUAAAGAAAGUGUAGCUAUAUAUCUAUGUACAUUUUUAUAUGAAUCGUUUGAUUGAAAUUUAUUUUUACAAUAAAACAUGUUUAGAUUGGAAAACCGCGGUAGCCUAUAUUGGCCCGUAUUAUUAAGAAUAGUUGUAUUUUAUAAUCUGUUAGCUGCACAUCAAUAACAGCCCAGCAGUUAAGCCCUUAAAGUGUGACAUACAAACAGGCUUUCGUACUUAUAUUACUUUUACAUUAUAUAUAUUAGGUACUUUUUUAUCAUAAAGUUAUAAACUGGAGAUUCUUCUCAUAGGAAAUGGGCUAGCAACCUGUCACUAUAUCUCAAUUCCGUCAAUAAGCUAAACUAAACCUCAACGUGUUCUUCGGAGUUUCGCAACUCUUAGCUCUGUCCACCCCGUAAGUGUAUACAUGACACUAUACCUGUACCAUAGCUGUUUCCCACAGCUACCUCAAUACCAAAUUCCAUAAAUAUAAGCCCGGACGCAUGAAGAAGUAACAAAAAUAUAAACUUCCGCCUUUAUUAGUGGGAUAACAGAAUCUACAAAACAAUCUUAUCCAUUUUAGUUACACUGCCAACAACAUUUAUAAAGUAGUAUGGGAAUGUGUAUUUUGUCCUAAUAUAUUUAUUUAUUUAUUUAUGGAUAUCAUCUACCAAAAUUAAAUAUUCUUACCACUUACUCUUUUAUACCAUUUUUUGCAUGUUUUUUCGGUUGCUUCGGCGCUGCACUGUAAUGGUGAACAAAGUGUAAAUAAACUCCCAAAGAAACCAAAAUUAAUAUUGAAUUGUUCUGAACACAGACCAUUGUUCCGAACUAUCGCCCUGUUUGACACCAAUUAGGUUAUUCUCAGAGCGUUUCGAACGCUGCGGUAUUGUAUAAUAAUAUUAGGUUAAAACAUAUUUAUUAUAAAUUUAAUUUUUACUUACUUUUUUAUCUAUCUUAGAAUUUGAUUUCCUUCUGCUCAUUUUACAAUGGUCAUUGCCACACUGAAAUGAAAAAGAACAUUAAUAUUAAAAACAUUUUUAUGAAGAUUUUGAGACAUAGGUACCUUUAUUGUUGCAUAAGCGAUCUUGUUGCAUUUCAUGCGUGACAACGUAGUAGUCCUGUGCAAAAAAAUGUAGAGGAGUUCCCUCAUUGGGAGCCCAUCUUGUGUACACCAUUGUGUCUCGCUUUACAUUGUCAUAGGAACUGAACUGUCCAGUUCUAUAGGUAUAUUCGCAAACGAUGUCAGUAGGUAGCCCUCAUUAUCACACCUCUUUGUUUGUAACGGGUUAAACAUAUGUAAUGAAACUUACUUGGUUAUCUAUCCCGCAUUUUGAUAUAUUAUUGUCCUCUUCACAGCUAACAGACUGACUGCUUUUCUGAAAUAAAAUGAAUGUUGUCUGUAUUCAAUAAAUAGUAAG